CCGCUCACGACUCCUGCCGUAAAGGUCGUGUUUGGCGCACGCGCACCUCGUCUCCCCUGCGGAUUCCGGACGCGGUUCGUCCUGUGAGAGUCCUCCCUGUGCCGCACGUCUUGUCGACAUGGUGAAGCUGAGCAAAGAGGCCAAGCAAAGGCUGCAGCAGCUUUUCAAGGGCGGCCAGUUUGCCAUCCGCUGGGGCUUCAUCCCUCUCAUUUUGAGCAACAUCACGAUAGACAGAGAAAAGAUUGAAGUUGUCAAGGAUUUCAUUUUACUUGGAUCCACAAUCAACAGCCAUGGAAGCAGCAGUCAAGAAAUCAAAACACGCAUUGCAUCGGGCAAAUGUGCUGCAAAGGACCUCUUCAAAGUGUUGAAGAGUAAAGAUGCCACCCUGAAGACUAAGGAUUUAAGAGGGGUGCAGAUCCUGGAAUGCCUGAACCAACCGUUUUGAGCCUACUUUGGGGAUGAAGGACUAUUUGGUCAUCUGGAUUUGGAAGCUAUCAAUGGAUAGGAAAGACAUGGAAGGUGUACACUCUGGCUGGGAUAAGAAAUGGGACAUCGUUGAGACAUUCACCCGUUGGACGGCACAGGGCUCUUCACAGAUGCAUCUGUAGCAGAGUGGAACCUCUGCCGAGUUACUUAUGAUAAACCCCAAAAUAUAGACUAUCAAAAUAAACAUUUCUAACAAG
Messenger RNA from Loxodonta africana (African savanna elephant), 683 nucleotides. RefSeq names its product translocase of outer mitochondrial membrane 7 (gene TOMM7). The transcript is spliced from 4 exons. Lineage: Eukaryota; Metazoa; Chordata; Mammalia; Proboscidea; Elephantidae. Gene Ontology annotation, cellular component: mitochondrial outer membrane translocase complex. Bases 119 to 445 code for a protein of 108 amino acids. The record is from RefSeq and is a predicted model, not a curated record. Gene Ontology annotation, biological process: protein import into mitochondrial matrix.